Molecule: messenger RNA, 186 nt
Organism: Thermothelomyces thermophilus ATCC 42464
Lineage: Eukaryota; Fungi; Ascomycota; Sordariomycetes; Sordariales; Chaetomiaceae
Exons: 3
Source: RefSeq, a predicted model, not a curated record
GUAGGACUUAUACUAGAUCUGAAGAAGUAUAUAUUUACUAUAAAAGAAGUUAAAUACCUUAACUAUAUCAUAGAGGUUUACCUGGACCCCAAGAAGCUAGCCGCUAUCUGUAAUUUCCUAGGGUUUGUAAACUUCUACCGAGACUUUAUCUUUAACUUUUCUAAGUUAACUAUACCCUUAAUAUAG